This is a messenger RNA of Bradysia coprophila, 1508 nucleotides long. Its product is annotated as corepressor of RBPJ and splicing regulator. Gene Ontology annotation, biological process: negative regulation of DNA-templated transcription. Gene Ontology annotation, cellular component: nucleus. Lineage: Eukaryota; Metazoa; Arthropoda; Insecta; Diptera; Sciaridae. Gene Ontology annotation, molecular function: transcription corepressor activity. The record is from RefSeq and is a predicted model, not a curated record.
ACUUCACAGAACUGUCAGAGGUGUUCAAUAGGAAAGUUGUCAGUCUGAGUUUUUUGUGACGAAAUUGUUUUGGUAAAUUUUACGAUAAUAAUUCGGCUAAUUCGAGGUUUACAACAAAACUGUAAACAUGGGGAAAGGCUUCAACAAUUACAUGUGCAAAAAGUUCUUCCAUCCCGCGUCUCGAGAUAAUUUGAAACGAGUAUGGAUGGCUGAACAGCAAGCUGAUGCCUACAAAAAGAAGCAAGAAGAGCUCCGAAACCAAUAUGAGAAGGAACAGGAUCUGCACGAUAACAAAGCGAUGCUCAGUCGGGAAAGCAAGGACAAGCUGAGCAUGAAUUUCAUGUACGAACCACCACCUGGCGUCCGUAAAGAACGCGAUAAGGAUGACAACGAACCAGAAUACAAAUUUGAAUGGCAACGCAAAUAUAAUGCCCCGCGUGAAAGUUACUGCAAAGGGGACACAGAGAUUCGCGACCAACCGUUUGGCAUUCAGGUGAGGAAUGUGCGUUGCAUUAAAUGUCAUAAAUGGGGGCACAUCAACACCGACAAAGAGUGCACUAUGUACAGCAUAUCGAUGAGCGAGGCACGAAAAAUUCAUUCGGAAGCUGAAGCCAAUCAAAUUAUGUCGAAAGGAGUGUUGGAGGAACAGAUGAAAGAGGAUGGUUUGGCGAUGAAAAAGGGGGCGAAAAGUUUACAGAGCUUCCAGUCGGGACGUUUGAAUCAACUGGUGCCGAGUGACGGUGAAUCGGACAAGGAAAUCAAUCCGGAAAAUGAAUUUCUCAAAAAUCUGACAAAAAAACAGAAGAAAAAACUCCUGAGGAAGCUACAGAAAAUCGAAAAAUUGAAGAAAAAGCAAAAGAAGAAGAGCAGAAAACGAUCGGCCUCAUCGUCGUCCUCAUCAUCGUCAUCGUCGAGUGACAGUGACGAAGAGCAUCGCAAGAAAACUGAAAAACGUUCGAGAACUGAAGACAGACCCAGCCGAAGAAAUCAAUCACCUGAAAGACGUGUUAGGGCAGACAGAUCAAGGUCUCGUGAAAAGCAACGUCAUCAUGACGAGACACCAAGGCGGGAGCGAUCGAGUCACAAUGGUCACCAUCGCCGAUGAAAUUAAGGAUAACGCGUUAACACUCAAUUGCUGCUACUCGACGAGUAGUAAUCGUUUUCAGAAAAUAAAAUCUAAAUUCACUAAGAUCUUGUGUGUAUCGUCAAGGCAGCUCUCUAGCAACCCAAUGCACAUUGUUUACAAAAUUUGGAAGCCAAAAUCGGACCGUGACCGCUUGCAAAUUAUGUUGGAAGUAUAUGUAAUGAAACAGUCCCAUUUUAGGCCUCCCAAUUUUAUAAGCAAUGUGUAUGCGGUAGAGCUGCCUUGGUAUCGUGGUUGUUGGCUUAAAUAAUUACCUAGAGGAUUUUCUUUGUACGAAUCAAGAAUGUUUGACUAAAGAAAUGUCUUCAAUAUUUUGUCUCCAGGCUCAGGCCGUCAUUCAAUUAUAAUGAUUUGUACAAACAAG